Messenger RNA from Paramuricea clavata, 675 nucleotides. The record is from the annotation of a GenBank genome assembly. NCBI's taxonomy places the organism in Eukaryota, Metazoa, Cnidaria, Anthozoa, Malacalcyonacea, Plexauridae.
AUGAAAUUUCUUAAGUCGUUUAUGAACUGGGUCGACUUUGCAACUCUACUGCCGUAUUUUUUGAGCUUUGUAUCAGAAGAUGAGAGAACAGCUUGGCUGAUACCACUCAAAACUAUCCGCUUAUAUCGACUGUUUAGUCUUUCGAUAUCUUUCCAAAUUAUGCUCAAAGCAAUUCUCGCGAGUGUCAAUGAACUUAUCCUUGGCCUGGGAACUAUAAUUAUUCCAGUGAUCAUAUUCUCAUGUUUUAUAUACCUCGCUGAAAAAGACACAAACUCGGAAAUGUUCGGCAAUGCUCCGGAAUCAUUCUGGUGGGCAGUCGUAACCAUGACGACGCUAGGGUAUGGAGAUAAAGUACCAGUCACUGGACUAGGAAAAUUGAUUGGGGUUACGUGUGCACUAUGUGGUGUUGUUAUUAUAGCACUGCCAAUAUCUGUUGUGGGAAAUAAUUUUUAUUUUCUUUACACUCAAGCUCGGACCCGUAAGAAGAAACCUUCAAAAGAGACAAUUGCUUCAGCCGUAGCACAUAUACCAUUGAUUAACCUUAGAGUAUUGGGAUCAACCGCUGAUAGUAGUGAUAGUGGGCCUCAAAGUGGUGAUGAUGCUGAUGAUGUAAUUCGUGACGUGCGGAGAAAUAGUUUGCCCAAAACGCGACGCAAACUUGUCGCGAUCUCAUGA